Messenger RNA from Purpureocillium takamizusanense, 2539 nucleotides. RefSeq lists its product as uncharacterized. The coding region runs from base 1034 to 2113 and encodes 359 amino acids. Lineage: Eukaryota; Fungi; Ascomycota; Sordariomycetes; Hypocreales; Ophiocordycipitaceae. The record is from RefSeq and is a predicted model, not a curated record. The transcript has 3 exons.
CACCACCACCACAGUCCGUCCUCACCACGCCAGGCACGACAACUGCACGUAUCCAUGAAUGGCCACCCGCACAGCCCAGCCCAGCCCAGCGCUCGCUCGGCCGUGGCGCCCGAAGUCCCCGACGACAGCCGAGCAGCAUUAGCAUUCCAGGAACGCGCCACUCUUGUGUCACCUGAUGAUGCGACCCCCCGAAGAAAAGCAGAUGCGAAAACGAGUCAUGGGCAGUAGCGCUCGCUCCCGCGGGCAGGCAAGGGCUGCCGACGGUCCGUUCGUUGGUGUGAUGUCAUUCGACGCGAUGCGCCAUCCAUGUCCCCCGGCCGAAACGCUGGCGCCUCUGGCUGCAAGAACACAAGGAAAAGAUGGGACGGGGACUGGAGCGGAGCGCUCGCACAGACUGUGUGGUGGCCCCGCGCGGGCCGCUCUUGCAGUCCCUCCCCCCCUCCCCCCCCUUUCACCACCAGCAGAUCGUUUAUAUGACAUUACGAGAAACAACGAAAACAGCCUGGUCGAAUGACCUCACGUGCCCACACGUCGAGGCUAGACGGCACGCCAGCGGCGGCACGGCCGACGAACCAUGGACGCCUUCGGCCUGGACUGGCGCGAGCUCCCGACAACCCGGCUGGAUGGAGGACGUAGUGGCCCCGUAUAACCCCGUGAGGAAUCAUUCGAGUUUCCACUUUACCCAGUAUACGAGGGAAAAGCUUCACUACUACCACCGCUACCACCACUGCCAUCAAGUAACUAACGCAACUAUGGUAGGUACCCGGCCGCCGCUGUACAUGAGGUAGUACCAAGCUGGCCCCAGCGGCAAAACACGCUGGGGUUGCACGACCGGGUCGCCAUCAGUAUAUAGCUCGCAGUCGUCUCCCUCCAUGUCCAGCUUCUUGUCCAAGUGUGAUUGCAGUCAGUCGUGACUCUCAAGGAUCCAGUAUCAAGCAGUCCCUCAUACAUAAUCCACCACCACCAAGUACUACACCAAACAGACAGACAAACACUUCAACUCCCCCCUGUCAGGCAAACACCAGUAAACACCAUGAAGACGCAGAUCCUCUUCGCGACCUUGGCCGCCGUCGCCCUGGCCGCCCCUGCCGACGAGCACAAGUGUCCUGCGCCCGGCUCGACCGACAGCCAGGGCCGCUACUCUUGCAAUCCCGCCCACCAGUACCCCAACGGCCAGACCUGCGAGGUCGUCGACGGCUGCUACUACCUCUUCGCCAACGGGAAGCCCGUCGACAACAGCGGCUCCUCCACCGUCACCUCCGCGCAGCCCACCCAGUCGGCCACCUGCCCCGCGCCCGGCUCGACGGACGCUCAAGGCCGAUACUCGUGCAACCCGGCGCACCAGUACCCCAACGGCCAGACCUGCAAUGUCAUUGACGGCUGCUAUUACCUCUGCGACGCCAGCGGCAAGCCCGUCAUCAACACCGUCACGGCCACCGUUACCUCGGCUCAGCCGACCCAGUCUUCUGCCUGCCCGGCGCCCGGCUCGACGGACGACAAGGGCCGCUACUCGUGCAACCCGGCUCAUCAAUAUCCCAACGGCCAGACCUGCAAUGUUAUCGAUGGCUGCUAUUACCUCUGCGGCAGCGAUGGCAAGCCCAUCUCCAACGUCGCGAGCUCGACCGCCGCGCCCACGCAGACCCCGACGUGCCCGGCGCCCGGCUCGACCGACAGCCAGGGCCGCUACUCGUGCAACCCGGCUCACCAGUACCCCAACGGCCAGACGUGCCAGGUCAUCGACGGCUGCUACUACCUCUGCGGCAGCGAUGGCAAGCCCAUCCCCAACACCGUGAGCUCGACCGCCGCGCCCACGCAGACCCCUACGUGCCCGGCCCCAGGAUCCACGGAUAGCAAGGGAAGGUACUCUUGCAACCCGGCGCACCAGUAUCCCAACGGCCAGACGUGCCAGGUCAUUGACGGCUGCUACUUCCUCUGCGGCAGCGAUGGCAAGCCCAUCGACAACAACCCCCCAACCGCCCAACCCACCAAGAGCAGCCCCAGUGCCACGGUCGUGAACCCGACGCGCACCGGUGUGCCUACCAUCACUGCCGGCGCGGCUCACGUCAAGGGCGCGGGUAUGUUGGUCCUUGCCGCCGUCGGUUUGGCCUUGUAGUCUGCGCUCCGAGAGGACACAGGAGGGGGGGGGGCGUCAUAUUUAAUGCGGUUUGGCACGUACAUGUCCGUACAACCCGGACCGGGAGGAACACAUCAGGCUCGAUACGUAUAGGUAUUGCACUUAAUUACUCGCAGGGCCUGCAGGACGUACUAUAUGCAGCGUGAUGUGGGGGGCCAGUAGGGGAGGAGGAGGAGGCCUAUAUAAUCGAUCUAAUGAGCUGCAUUUUUUGAACCCUUCUUUUGGAACGAUGUGACUGAUGACGCUGAUGGAAUGGCUGGCAAGUAAACUUUUCACCUCACCUCUUGGCGGGUGUGGCGAUUUUUACUCAGAGCGCUUCGUGGAGACAAAAGUCAACUGCUGUCAGCCCGCGGUUGCAGGAGCAUCAAAGUAUACAAUUCAGUCGAGCGUCAAGUGAGAGACCCA